CUCCUUAGAGUAGAAUCUUCGUCGAUAGCACCUAAUCGAGGUCUCUACCAAUGCGAUGUAACCCAGGUCGUGACACUUUACAGGCUAUCGCUCAGAGAUGUUCAUCACCUGCAUGCUAUUCCUACUACAUAAAAAGCAGAUGACGACUAGGCGAGGCUGCGGCGCGUCGGCACGGCACUUCCGUAGCCAAUCAUCGUGCCUUGCCAACUCAAUGCAUUCUGGCCGUGGGACUUCGCCGAGGUGAGCGAAAACAACAAGGCAGCUAUUGCUAGCUACGUACUGGUGCACUUGUCCUUUUUCUCUUAGUUUCUAAAGCUUUCCGCUACGCUGAAUAUAGCCCGCACUUCUUCAAUGAUACCCUGCCGCUACGGUUACUAAUACACAAGCGACGUUCUAGCCUUGCGAACAGCACAAUAGGUUCUUGUCCUCCGACCCUGACUUUCGAUCGCUUCGGCUACCGGCAACCGCGGCCAUGGACCCGGCCACUGCUGUGAACAUCCUCGUCCUAGUCGGCGCUGCAAUCCUACCCUACUUGUGGCUUCAAUAUAGGAACAAGAGAGCGGUAUACGUUUUAGGACAACAAGAUUCGGCGAACGAAGAGCACCAAGCAAGCAAGCAAGAAACUUCUAGUAGUCGUUCAGUGCUCCAAGUUUUAUAUUCCGGGCCCAGCAACGCAGCCACUAGGGAGGUCGAGGUAGACAUCGUCGCUGUCCACGGCCUCGGGGCUAACGUGGAUUGGUCGUGGACCUGGACAGACGGAGCCAGCCAUGUUCACUGGCUGAAGGAUCCGAAUAUGCUACCUGCUGUGGUGCCCAAUGCCCGAAUCAUGGUGUACAACUACGAAUCGCGAUGGCACGCGAAUGCCCCGAAAACUCGCCUCUCUCUUUGUGGCAAGGAUCUGGUAGAAAGCCUUUGUUGGUACCGGAAGGACACUACGAACCGCCCGAUAGUUUUUAUCGGACACAGCUUGGGCGGUAAUGUUAUCCAGCAUGGCCUGUUGAACGCUAAUGCAGACCCAGAACUGAAACACUUAGUCGACCGUACCGUCGGCCUCGUAUUUCUGGGAUGUCCCUUCAAAGGCUCUAAGAUGAAGGGGAUAGCUCAACUCAUAGCCCGAAUCAUGCACAUUGCUGGAUCCCAUAUCGGUAUUGUCGGAGCCCUAGGCUACGGCGAUCGCACCUUGCGGGAUAAGCUGAACGAGUUCGGUAAACUCUUGCAGAGAAUUCGAAUCCCGGUGGUCUGCUUCUUCGAAUUGAAAGAUACCGAUUUUGGAAGAAGAUUAGGGAUGCCCCAUCUAAUUAAAGGAAUGGUUGUAGAGGAGGACUCCGCAUGUAUCGACCUUUGUGAUCAUUUCCCGCUCUCGACGGACCAUCUACGCCUGAACAAAUACUCUGGCCCGAAUGACCCUUCUUUCGACAAGGUUUCAGAGAAUAUUAAAAAGAUGUGUGCAGAUGUGAGCAAGGGGCGCCUCCAUCUCGACCAAGAGACAGCAUUCGACAGGCUCCUCCCACACACUGUUGAAGGAGCAUCCUUUGACUCCCACGCCGAAGAAGAGAUCUCAUAUUGCCUCCAAGGCACUCGAAAAGAGCUUCUCCAUGAAAUAUCCAAAUGGGCUGUCGAUGCUCGCGCCAAACCCGUCUUCUGGCUGAACGGCAUGGCUGGCACCGGGAAGUCAACCAUUUCGCGCACCGUGGCACAGUCUUUCUCUAAGAACGGCCAUCUCGGUGGCAGCUUUUUCUUUAAGAAGGGCAUGGCCGAUCGAAGCGGAACAUCCAAGUUCUUCACUACGAUUGCCGCUCAGUUGGUCUAUAAAUCGCCGUCCCUCGCCUAUUAUAUUCAAAGUGCCAUCGAUGCCGAUCCUGCCAUUACGCAAAAGACAAUAUCACAGCAGUUUGAGAAGCUCAUCCUGGAGCCUUUGUUAAAGAUGACUCUAAACACUCAGGCCCCUGCAACGCUUGUCAUUAUUGUCGAUGCCCUGGAUGAGUGCGAGAGAGAGAAGGAUAUCGAGCUGAUCAUCAAACUCUUUUCCCGUGCUAAGGAACUACCGUCUUCGUGUUUAAAGAUCUUUAUCACUAGCAGACCCGAACUGCCUAUACGAUUGGGUUUCAAGAAAAAUCAAGGAACGUAUCAGGAUUUAGUCCUCCAUGAGAUACGCCAAGGUCUUAUUGAUCGCGAUUUGACUAUAUUCCUGGAGCACGAGAUGACCGAGAUUAAAAAAGACUACAACUUGGGAAACGAAGAUCAACAACUGCCUGUAGAAUGGCCAAGCAAAUCAGAUAUCGAGACUUUAGUAAAGAGGGCAAGUCCUCUCUUCAUUUUUGCCGCCACUAUCUGUCGUCUCCUUAAAGAAUGGAAUUACAGCGAUCCCCAAGAACAACUUCGAGAGAUCCUAGCCUAUAAAUCAAGAAACAAGCAGUCUAAGCUUGAGGCUACAUACAUGCCUGUCCUGGAACGACAACUUAUCAGACUUGACGAAAGUGACAAGGAGAAGGUCUUAGAAGAGUUUCGAGUUGUUGUUGGCUCGAUCGUUAUCCUUGAGAAUCCCCUCUCUACCCAUGCUCUAUCGCAGCUACUUGACGAAGAUGAGAAGAUGAUUAGUAAUAGACUGCUUCAUCUUCACUCGGUUCUACAUGUCCCGUCCCCUCCCGGCUCUCCCGUCAGACUCUUUCACCUGUCGUUCCGGAAUUUCCUAGUGGAUCCCGAAAGGCACAAAGACCAGUUCUGGGUGGAUGAGAAAGAAUCCCACAAGUGGCUAGCUACGAACUGCCUGCGCGUAAUGAAUAAAUCCCUUCGGACUGAUAUCUGUGAGGUUCAGGCGCCAGGAACACCUCGUUCAUCGAUAGACCCACAGAGAAUCAGCAAGUAUUUACAGCCAGAAGUCCAGUACGCUUGUCAGUUCUGGUCGUACCAUCUACAGCAGGCCGAAAUGAAAGUAUCGGAUGGGGAUGAGGUGUGUGACUUCCUGACCUGCCACUUCCUUCAUUGGUUAGAAGCAUUAAGUUUGAUGGGAAGAGUUUCGGAGAGUCUGCAGGCGAUUAAGGCGCUACGAGCCUGUGCUCAU
Pseudomassariella vexata is the source of this 3061-nucleotide messenger RNA. RefSeq lists its product as uncharacterized. Lineage: Eukaryota; Fungi; Ascomycota; Sordariomycetes; Amphisphaeriales; Pseudomassariaceae. The record is from RefSeq and is a predicted model, not a curated record. The annotation marks the transcript as partial. The transcript is spliced from 6 exons.